This is a messenger RNA of Nematocida minor, 927 nucleotides long. RefSeq lists its product as uncharacterized. The transcript has a single exon. The record is from RefSeq and is a predicted model, not a curated record. Lineage: Eukaryota; Fungi; Microsporidia. Bases 1 to 927 code for a protein of 308 amino acids.
AUGAGAGAGAGCGCCCUUAGAUACAUACAAAACAAUCUUGUUUGGCUUACAGCAGGAGUAGCCCUGCGGCAGAUGUCUGCAAGCAGUUGCAUGUCUAGAUAUUCAUACUACGACAUGGAAGAGGUGGAAGAGUACUUCAAGGGAAACACUCUAGCUGAUCAGCCCAGCAUUAUGAACGGAAUAGCAUACAGGCUAAUAACUCUUUUCUGCACCAGAUUCAAAGCCAGCACUGUAGUCUAUGCCAUUACAAUGCUUAGUGACUUCAUCUGUGGGUACCUGUUGGAUAAUUCUGCGUACUUUUUUGUAUCCUCAGUGCUCCCAAGCGAUCUAGUCUCUGCUGUUUGCCUGGUGUUUGUGUUCUACCACAAAAAUCUGUUCAGAAGAUUUAUCGGUCUUUUUCUUCUCCUCGUGUGUUUAGAAAGCACGCACUACAGAUGUGAGCCAGGGAUAAAUGUGUAUUGGUACAUAAACAUGCAGAUGUUCGACGAGUAUAAGACUUUGUUCAACGAGCUAUUUCAGACCACACACUACUUUCUCCUUACUAUGUCAACACUGAGCAAGCUAGCAAGCACUAAGAUCUAUCUGAUAAUGACCUUUAAAGACAUGGGAUACAGAGGAUACCUCCUCGUGUGGUGCAUAAUGGAAAAAGAGUGCAAUAAAAGCAAGCUUUUUAACCUGUGCAGAGGACUCGCUACAGUAGGCGCAGCAAUAGAUAGCAUUGUGUGGUACAUGCUGGUCUAUGGAGGCGUAGGAAAUAUGAACUUUCUUUGCUGGAGUAACGUAAUAACAAUAGUAGCAACAGGCCUAGCUGUUCUAGCACAGGAGUAUAAGGAGCAAAGACACUUAGAAAAAGCAGAAAAAAUGCGUAUAGAAAGUAGCAAUGAAGAGUGUAAGAAAAAAGACAAUCAUUUACUAAAGAGAGACUAG